Molecule: messenger RNA, 3276 nt
Organism: Lingula anatina
Lineage: Eukaryota; Metazoa; Brachiopoda; Lingulata; Lingulida; Lingulidae
Product: putative ubiquitin carboxyl-terminal hydrolase MINDY-4
Biological process (GO): protein K48-linked deubiquitination
Molecular function (GO): K48-linked deubiquitinase activity; cysteine-type deubiquitinase activity
Source: RefSeq, a predicted model, not a curated record
GGCCUCCUGUUGAAGAAAAAUCAUUUAGCGAAUUUCAGUGAUAAAAAUGCACAUUUUACGUAACUUAGUCGUCUGAAUUACAUGAAAAUGGCAAAUCCAACUGCGGAGACUGUAGCAGCAUCAGUGGUUAGAGAAUACUUGAGCAGAAAGGGUCUGCGAUGCACCCUUCAGAUGAUGGAUGAAGAGAUGCCCAGGACUGAGGACUGCAUCAGCAAAAGGCCACUCCUCAUCAAAGAGUUACAAAUUGAGAAACUCAUGAAGAAAAACAGGGAAUUGGAAAAUCCCCUGCGUGCCAUGCUGGAAGUUAUAAUAAAACACCUCAUGGAGAAAGGCAGCACUAGUACACCAAACCACAAUGAAGAUGGUGUUCAGGAUGAUGCUGAGAGGAAAAAACCUGCUGAGGUUUCAGAUACAUCUGGUCAUAGAUAUGAUGAUGCUUUGGAGACCCCUGUUGCCAAACCUAGGAAAAAAGCGCCACCUCCAAAACACUCAGAGAUGCUGCUAGAAGACACAACAGAGGGAGAGACACUGGGGGGAGAGGGGCGAGCUGGGAUCAUGGACAGGGAGCGAGAAGAUACUGCUGCCUUACUGCCACCUGGUGGAACGACAAGGUUGAAAUCUGGGAAACUGAGAGGGAUGUCAGGACCAAUUUCCAGCAGUAUAGAGGGAAGAGACAGAAAGAAAAUGAAGAGGCCUACAUCAUCACACCACCAUAGCCGUCCUGACACUAACCACACCUUGGACAACCAGUUGCCAUACAAAGAACCCGAUAUCAGUAACACAUUUUCAAAUGCCUCAGAGAUAUCUGCUGGCCAUAGGACGCAGCACGAUUCCCAUGUUAAGUCUACGGGACAUAGGAGGACAGAUUUGAGACAAGAUUCUGGAAGAAUUGAAGAUGUGUUAGACAUUGGUGACCCUGUCUUGAAAACUGAGGAACAUAAACCAAGAUCUCACCAUCACCACCACCACAAACGCCACCACCAUCACCACCAUAACUUGGACCAAGAUUCAACAAAUGGACAGAUGAAUCUUGCUAAUAAAAAACAACACAGUUUUGAUGACGAUGGCCUGGAUUUAUCAACACCAGAAAGACCCACAAGUCGACAUGGUCGGAGAAGCAGUCAGAAGGAAUCCAGAGAACCCCAACCAGAUGUCAGCACUAGUGCUCAAGACAAGCCAUCUCCUAGACCUAAUAGCAGGCACAGGAAGAGAGAUGACCUUGAACUUGAUGGUUAUGAUGUGAAUAUAUCAAGUAUCAAGGAGAAUGUUAUGUCUAGGGGUGGAAGUGGUUCCUCUACCAGUAGCAGAUCUGGUGCUAAAAACUUGUGCAAGGUUGGUGAUUUGGAAGUUGGUGAUGAAGAUGACUUGGAGGCAGAAAUGGCAGAAUUACAUGUCCAGGAGGUGCACAAACCCAUUGCAAAGACGCAGAAAUCUAAUCUCAUUACUAAUGCAAGGCCAAUAGAUAUCCAGACAGCUGUGGAACUAAAAACAGUAAUAUUUGGGACAGCAUCCAAGUUCUUCAAUGAUGAAUGGCUGUACCAGAGUUUUACUUUCUCUGAUCAACCUCGGCUGCAGUAUGGUAUUGUGCAAAAAAAGGGAGGACCAUGUGGUGUGCUGGCAGCUGUACAAGCCAUGGUGCUACAGGAGAUGCUGUUUAACAAGGAAACAAAACCUACAUCAGACAGUUUGGAACCCAGUAGAAAAGAGAGGACAGCUUGUCUUGCUGCAGCCAUCAGUGCCAUCUUGUGGAGAGCAGGCCAACAGAAAGAAGCUGUAGUUACAUUGCCCUGUGGAAGAUCCAUAUUUGCUGGAAGUGGAAGAUAUAAACCUGACAAUGUCACUGAAACACUUGUUCUGAACAUCUUCAGCACACAGGAGGAGUUGCAUGAAUUCAUCAAACAACAUAUCAACACUUUUGAGCUAGAGGGCAGCACAGGUGUGGUUCUGUUCACCUAUUCUUUGAUUCUAUCAAGGACAAUUCCUGAGUUGAAGUCGGAUAUGGAUGUUCCCACCAACACACUGAUGGGGGCCCAUGGGUACUGCUCCCAGGAACUUGUCAACCUGAUAUUGACUGGCAAGGCAGCCUCCAAUGUGUUCAAUGACAAGGUGGAGUUAGACUCUGGCACGGGCCCCAAGAUGAUAUUAAAAGGCAUCCAUGCCAGGAGCGACAUAGGGUUGCUGUCUCUUUUUGAACACUACAAGUCGUGUGAAGUGGGCACAUUUCUCAAGACACCACGGUUCCCAAUCUGGGUGGUUUGCAGCGAAAGUCAUUUCAGUGUGUUGUUCUCUUUGAAGAAAGAGUUAAUGAGUGACUGGAAAGUGGAAAGGAAGUUUGAUCUGUACUACUAUGAUGGAUUGGCAAGGCAGGAUGAAGAAAUACGCCUCACUAUAGAGACCACCAACAGGUUUUAUGAACCCCCCUCUGAUGAUGACCUGGUACCCCCCCUGGAGCACUGUAUUAGAACAAAAUGGAAAGAUGCCCAGAUUGACUGGAAUGGGACGGAGCCUAUCCUGUAGGGUGUUAACAUGACACUCGGAUCAUUUGCUGUUUUGAAAUGCCAUGGUUGUCAACUGAAAAAAAAAAAAAAAAAACAACGAUAAACUCAAAGAUUUUGAGCUCUCCUUUGUUUUUAAAAUACAUCUUUGUGUAGUCUUUGUAAAUACUGGUAUUAGAGAAAAAGAUAGAUAUUUUAUUUUUUAUUUAUUAGAGUUGUGAGCAGAAGCACAUGAAAUAAAGAAAACAUUUUUAUUCACAAAAAAAGCAAGUCAGGCAGUCAAAAUUGAAUUGGAUGGAUAGACAUAUUUACAUAUAUUGCUAGUACAGUACCAGAAUAUUUGUUUGCCCAAAGAGCUGUGACUGAUUUGAAAUCCUAUUACAUUUACAAUUAAUGGAGUAAUGUAUAUAAAUGGAUCAAAUCAAUUAUAUGAAAUUGUCUACAAACAAAUUGGUAAUCAUAUUCUAAUGAGAAUAGAUACAUGGAAUAAUUUAUUUGUAGCAAUAUAUUAUUUGUGAGAAGUGCCACAUUAAGGUUUUUACUAAAAUUGAUUGAAAAUCAUAUUUGUGGUCAUAUUUUUCACUUUUUUUUGUUAUUUUUUUUAAAUUUAUAUUAUUAAUUUUUUUAAUUAUAAUAAUAAUCUUGUGAUUUUGAAAUAUGCAUUACAAUGGUUGUACAUUGUAUUAAACCCAGGGUAUUGUAUUUAACUGGAAUUAUUGGUUAAAGGGAUAAUAACUCUUCGUUUUGGCCAAAAAAUGAAUUUUCCUGGAGUAAACAACAA